Molecule: messenger RNA, 714 nt
Organism: Clavispora lusitaniae ATCC 42720
Lineage: Eukaryota; Fungi; Ascomycota; Pichiomycetes; Serinales; Metschnikowiaceae
Gene: CDC34
Product: SCF E2 ubiquitin-protein ligase catalytic subunit
Biological process (GO): protein polyubiquitination; ubiquitin-dependent protein catabolic process
Molecular function (GO): ubiquitin conjugating enzyme activity
Source: RefSeq, a predicted model, not a curated record
AUGAGCUCGAAGUCCGCUGCAGCUAUCUUACAGCGGCAGUUUAAAGAUCUUACCGACCCCAAAAAGGGCAUUCCGUCCUUUCACAUUGAGCUUGAUGACGAUAACAUUUUUUUGUGGAACAUCGGCAUCAUGGUGCUCAACAAGGAAUCCAUGUACCAUGGCGGCUACUUCAAGGGACAGAUGCGUUUUCCUUCCGACUUCCCCUUCUCACCGCCAACCUUCCGCUUCACCCCUGCCAUCUACCAUCCCAAUGUGUACCGAGACGGGAGAUUGUGCAUUUCCAUUCUCCACCAGGGUGGUGACCCUACAUCGGACGAGCCGGACAGCGAAACGUGGUCGCCAGCGCAGACAGUUGAGUCGGUCUUGAUCUCCAUCGUGUCGCUUUUGGAAGACCCUAACGUUAACUCGCCAGCCAACAUAGACGCUUCUGUCGAGUUGAGAAAAAAUCCAGAGGCGUACAAAAAGAAGGUCAUGCAAGAGGUGACCCGCUCGAAAGCUGAUAUCCCUGAAGGCUUUGUCAUUCCUGAAAGCGAAGUUCAUGCCUACGGUAACGGUAACUCGUCGAACAAGGAACUCGAUCAGGAGCCCAUCGACGAGGAUUUUUGGUAUGACAGCGAAGAAGAGAGCUUCGACGAAGAAAGCCUAAUGGAUGACAUUGAUGACGAAGACGAUGUCGAGGAGGAAGAGGACAGCGACGUCGAAAUGGUCAAGUAA